Messenger RNA from Myotis brandtii (Brandt's bat), 378 nucleotides. Its product is annotated as zinc finger matrin-type protein 5. The record is from RefSeq and is a predicted model, not a curated record. Gene Ontology annotation, molecular function: metal ion binding. Lineage: Eukaryota; Metazoa; Chordata; Mammalia; Chiroptera; Vespertilionidae. Gene Ontology annotation, cellular component: U12-type spliceosomal complex. The transcript has a single exon. Bases 1 to 378 code for a protein of 125 amino acids.
AUGUUCCCAGGUGCAGCUGCCAUCUUGCUGGAUGAACAGAACAAGUGGCCCUGCAGGAAGUUUCUACUGACAGGCCAGUGUGACUUUGGCCCCAAUUGCAGAUUUUUCCAUUGUCAGAGUGAUAACCUGCAGGAGCUGAGUAUCCAGGUGGAGGAGGAGAGGCGGGCCAGGGAGCGGCCUCCAGACAUCACUGAAUUCCCUGAGGGCCAUCUGGAGAAGAGAGCCAAGUGGCUGAGCUCAGCCCCAAGCAGCAGGGCUGAACCCAAUAGAGCCACCGUCUUCCAGUCCCCAGUAGACUGGACACCAGUCCAGGAGCUGGCUCCAUCUCUGUGGGCACCCCCACCCAGGAGAUGGCCCCUGAAGCCCAGCAUCCAAUAG